UAUACUGUCAUACAAUGAUAACGAUCGACUUGUACGAUAAACGCGGCAGCAGCAGCUGACUAAAAAAAAUGUAUAAUGGAUUCUAUGCAAGUCAAUCGCGGUUUCAUACUGUCGCCGCCAAUAAACAUUUCAAUUUCAACAAUAGCCGAUAGCCCAGACUAAAACGGUUUUAAACUAUUAUAGUUCAUACACUAAUCUUUAGUCGUGUAGUGUGGUUCCAUGAGGAAACAUGGAGUUUUUUGCUGUCACAAAUGGUUCGGACAAAAACCGACGCUAUGUUUACGCUUUAGGCACUACUCAGUAUUCAAUUUCUCAUGACUAGCUAAGACUAAAACGAAAGGGGAAAAAUGGGCCAAUUAUCGCGAAGUUCGACUGUUAGCGAAAUCCAACGUAUUAAUGACCAAGGCCAUGCAGACGAAGAAGAAAAAAUCAAAAACUAUGGCUGGAGGUCACUUCUUGCUCAGGUCAUAGCCACGUCAGUGCCGGCGUUACUUUUGAUCGGUUUGGGAAUGCAACUGACGUUUCCCACAAUCGUUAUUGGUGACUUAUAUAACAACCCAUUAGCUCAAUUUACCAUAUCCGAAUCUCAGUCGUCCUGGUACGGUAGUAUACUGUAUUUGUGCCAGCCGGUCGGUAGUUUUUUAUCUGGAUACUUGCAGGACCGUUGUGGCAGGAGGAGCUGUAUGAUAAUCGCUUGCAUGCCAGCAAUCAUCGGCUGGAUUCUACUGCAAAAAGCCACCUCUAUACCUCUGCUGUACGCUGCCACUUUUGUUAUGGGCAUGGGAGUUGGAUUCAACGACGGUCCGUCGUAUUCUUACAUAGGCGAGAUUACCGAACCUAAAUUCCGGGGCGUCAUGUCCUCGGUGAUCAACUUGGCUUGCGUGAUCGGAACGAUGUCGGUGUACUUGUUGAGCGUUUAUUAUCACUGGACCGACAUGGCCAAGAUAGCCACGUUAUGUCCCGUGCUAUCGCUGCUGAUGGUGGCCUUUAUACCCGAAUCUCCGGCGUGGCUGAUGUCCAAAGGCAAAUACGACACGGCGUUGGACAGUGUUUGCUGGUUUCGCGGUUGGGUCAAACCGCACGUGGUCAACGACGAGUACCGGGAGAUGUUGUGCUACUACUCGUCCAGCAAUCGAGACAAGGCCGGCAAAAAAGAAAACGGACUCGCCUUGCGCCUCAGAUGGAUAAAGAACCCGUUGGUGUAUCGGCCGAUGGUGUUGGUCACGAUUUACUAUUUCUCCACUCUGAUCUGUUGUCUAAUGCCUAGCCGACCCUACUUGGUCGACAUGAUCCGGGAGAUGGGAUUGAACGCGGAUCAUGGCUUGUUUUUGGUGUUGUUCGGAUGGGUUCAGGUCGCCGGCAGUCUACUCAUCCUCUACGCGGUUCCCAAGUACGGCAAAAGAUUGUUGACCUUAGUUACGAUCGGCCUAAACACGGUCGUGGUGUUCGCGUACGGGGCUUCCACGAUGGCCGUCAAGUACGGAUGGAUGGAACCAGUGGGAUACAUACCGAUCAUCGCCUAUUGCGUAGUGCUGUUCAGCGGAUCUCUGGGCCCCAUGAGCUUGCCGUGGACACUGCUCGGCGAAGUCUAUCCCAACGAAGCCAAAGGGUUUGCCGCCGGCAUGUCCACCGCUAUAUUCUACCUGAUGACUUUCGGCACGACUAAGCUGUACUUGACCGUGGAAAUGGCUAUGGGACUGAGCAACGUCUUGUUCACGUCCGCCGUCUUUGCGUCAUUCGGGUUCGUCUACCUGUACAAGUACCUGCCCGAGACAGAAAACCGGACCUUUUCGGAAAUCGAACAGUUUUUCAUGAAUAAGCCGACGCAAACCGAAGCGGAAUUAGUCUAGUUCGAACGUUAAAACCGUGCCGUUUCCUUGAACGCUGACCGACAUACCACUUGGGAUGUCGUUUGUACACUAUAUACGUAUAUUAUAUUGUAUAGUAUACAAUACUUAGACCUAUCGACUGUACAUUGUGACUUGUAAUAUUUUGUUAUUGUAACCGGCGUUCGACGUACUCGUGUAAAUAAUGUUGUCUAGUUGUUUGUGAUAUGUAUGUAUAUAUAUAUAUAA
Adelges cooleyi (spruce gall adelgid) is the source of this 2075-nucleotide messenger RNA. Its product is annotated as facilitated trehalose transporter Tret1-like. Gene Ontology annotation, biological process: transmembrane transport. NCBI's taxonomy places the organism in Eukaryota, Metazoa, Arthropoda, Insecta, Hemiptera, Adelgidae. Gene Ontology annotation, cellular component: membrane. The transcript has 8 exons. The record is from RefSeq and is a predicted model, not a curated record. Bases 348 to 1850 code for a protein of 500 amino acids. Gene Ontology annotation, molecular function: transmembrane transporter activity.